UCUUGUCUUCCACAGCCGAUUCCAAAUAGCUUGAUCUUCAGUUGAGCUUUCAUCAUACAAAUAAAAAAACAGCCAAGGAAAGACAAUAAACAAUCAAGUGGAUAAUGAUGGUCGUUCAACAAAAACCCCAUCGAGUGAGGAACCAAAGAAAGGUUGGAGAAAGGUUUUAGAACUAGCAGUGAAUUGGUUGUCAUACCAAAACAAGAAUGCAUGGUUGGAUCAAAUGAGGGGGAAUAUGAGUAUAGUAGCAAUAUUCAUAGCAACAAUAACGUUUCAAAUGGCUAUAAAUCCACCCGGUGGCGUUAGGCCUAUUAAAGACGAUGGAGAUAAAGACGCAGAUAAUACAGCAUGUUAUAAUGGUUAUGAGGACUUGAAGCUAUGUCCGGGUAAUGCUGUCUUAGCCAUUGUAUACCCUGAUGACUAUGCUGACUUCCUUUUUUGGAACACAAUAUGUUUCAUUGCAUCGCUAAGUGUUUUACUCUUGCUUAUGAGUGGUAUUCGUUUGAGUCAUAGGUUUACUAUGUGGCUUUUAUCUAUUGGCAUGAGUUUCACUCUAACAACUCUUCUUGUUACUUACCGAAUAGCAAUAUUAAUGGUUACCCCAGAUCCUGUCUGGGCUGAUAAUGAGGUUUUACUUUCAACAUUGCUUCGUAUUUGGAUUGGAUUGUUUUCUUUCUCGGGUUUCUUACUCACACUGCGUAUUAUUAUUUGGGGAAUUAGUGAUUUCGUCAAAAAAGGUGAAUGUAAAAAGGCAACCACUCCAAUGAUGAUUGCACCCGCUUGAUUUGAUUGUACAAUCUUUAAUUACGACUAUAAUUAGUGUGUUAGGUGUUGAAUAUAUGUAAGAUAUGUAUGUUUAAAUGUUAUCCUUGUAAGGACUGGUAUUUAUUUUUUAAUAAGCUAGCAAAUGUUAGUGAUUAUAGUUUGUUUGCUAGGGUGAAGGAAAGAUAUUUGCGGCAGAGAAUAUAUUUAGCCCAAAUUAACCACUUCAUUUGGCAUGUAUUUGUGUGGAAGAUUGUCAUUUAUAUGUAAU
Molecule: messenger RNA, 1033 nt
Organism: Medicago truncatula (barrel medic)
Lineage: Eukaryota; Viridiplantae; Streptophyta; Magnoliopsida; Fabales; Fabaceae
Exons: 2
Coding region: 224-784 (186 amino acids)
Cellular component (GO): plasma membrane
Source: RefSeq, a predicted model, not a curated record